Pyrus x bretschneideri (Chinese white pear) is the source of this 1729-nucleotide messenger RNA. RefSeq names its product endoglucanase 11-like. The record is from RefSeq and is a predicted model, not a curated record. Lineage: Eukaryota; Viridiplantae; Streptophyta; Magnoliopsida; Rosales; Rosaceae. Bases 23 to 1552 code for a protein of 509 amino acids. The transcript is spliced from 5 exons. Gene Ontology annotation, molecular function: hydrolase activity, hydrolyzing O-glycosyl compounds. Gene Ontology annotation, biological process: carbohydrate metabolic process.
ACACAAUAAUAUUACGGAGGACAUGAAGCAAGGUAUUGUCCAAUGGGUUUCGCUACUCUCCAUUUUCGCACUCUUUUCCUUGUCUCAGACUCAGUCCUUCGACUACGGCGAAGCUCUCUCCAAGAGUCUCCUCUACUUCGAGUCCCAACGUUCCGGCCGCUUGCCCCACAACCAACGGGUCACCUGGCGUCACCAUUCCGGCCUUGACGAUGGCCUAGAACAAGGGGUGGACUUGGUGGGAGGGUACUAUGAUGCAGGUGACAAUGUGAAAUUCGGUCUGCCAAUGGCUUUUACCAUAACAAUGCUGUCUUGGGGUGUAAUUGAGUACGGCAAACAAAUAGAGGAUGCUGGAGAGUACAAGCAUGCCUUAGAAGCUAUCAAAUGGGGGACUGAUUAUUUCAUCAAGGCUCAUACUCACCCAAAUGUUUUGUGGGCUGAGGUGGGAGAUGGAUCGACGGAUCACUACUGUUGGCAAAGGCCGGAGGACAUGACAACGUCUCGACAAGCCUACAAGGUCGAUGAGAACCACCCCGGGUCAGAUAUUGCUGGUGAGACUGCGGCGGCAAUGGCAGCGGCUGCUAUUGUAUUUAGGAAAACCAACCCACAUUACUCUGGCCUACUUUUACACCAUGCACAACAGUUGUUUGAGUUUGGUGACAAAUAUAGAGGUAAAUAUGAUGAGAGUAUUGGAGUGGUGAAGGGGCACUACACAUCUUGGAGUGGUUACAUGGAUGAGUUGCUCUGGGCAGCUUUGUGGUUGUACAAAGCCACACAGAAUGAGGAUUAUUUGAACUAUGCUUUGAACAAUGGCCAGUCUCUUGGGGGCACUACUUGGGCCAUCAAAGAGUUUAGCUGGGAUGUUAAGUAUGCUGGUGUUCAAAUCAUUGCUUCAAUGUUGCUAAAGGAAGAGAAACACAAGCAACACAUGCAAAUACUGCAACAGUAUCGUUCAAAAGCAGAGUUUUACAUGUGUGCUUGCCUUGACAGAAACAACGUAGCCAACGUGCAACGCACCCCAGGAGGCUUGCUGUAUAUCCGCCAAUGGAACAACAUGCAAUACGUCUCAAACGCAGCGUUUCUACUCACAACAUACACUGAUUAUCUCCAAGCCACUCAUGAGAAUCUUACUUGCGACAAAGGACAGGUGAGCCCACAAGAAAUCUUAUCUUUUGCCAAAUCACAGGUUGAUUACAUUCUGGGGUCCAAUCCAAUGGCCAUGAGCUACUUGGUUGGGUAUGGACCAAAAUACCCUCAAAGGGUGCACCACAGAGGAGCAUCCAUUGAUUCGUAUAAGAAGAACAAGGGUUUCAUUGGGUGCACUCAGGGGUACGAUAGCUGGUAUGGGAAGCAGGGUCCAAACCCUAACGUGCUUGUUGGGGCACUGGUUGGUGGGCCCGAUGGGAACGAUGGAUUCAGGGACGAGAGGUGGAAUUACAUGCAGACCGAGGCAUGCACUUACAAUACUGCAACAUUAGUUGGGGUUCUUGCUAAAUUGGAUAGAUUAAAAGAUGAUUAUAUGUGGCUUAAUCAAUCAUUAAUAGCUUCAAGCUAGCUAGUUAAUAGGAUGUGUAUGUAUGAAAAUGUCUUUCAAUUGGGCUUAUAAUUUUGAUAAACAAAUCACCAUAUAUACAGUCCUAAAUCAAUGUAUAAUCAUAGUACUAGGAAAAAAUGUAUAAUUAUUAUGCAAAAGAAAGAAAUACAAUGAGGAAUAAAUUAAUGAACUUUUAUU